AUGGCCCGGUGGCCCGCACCGCCUCCGCCUCCGCCGCCGCCGCCGCCGCUCGCCGCGCCGCCGCCGCUGCCCGGCGCCUCCGCUAAGGGGCCGCCGGCGCGCAAGCUGCUCUUCAUGUGCACCCUGUCCCUGUCCGUCACCUACCUGUGCUACAGCCUGCUGGGCGGCUCGGGCUCUCUGCAGUUCCCGCUGGCGCUGCAGGAGCCCCCGGGAGCCGCGGCGGAGUCCCCGCCAAGCCUGCCAUCUCCGUCGCCGCCGCCUCCCCGCGUGCGCCCCGGAGCCCCCUCGCCGCCGCCGGACAACGCUAGCCGCGGGCCACCGCCCGAGCCCCCGGAGCGCUUUACGACACCCGCGGCCGAAGGCUGGGGACUGGCGAGUGGCGGCGGUGCCCGGGACGCCUGGCCCAGGAACCCGUCUGCCCCUGGAGACACGGUUACGGAGCAGGGAGCGCAGUUGGGGCACGGGGCGCAGGAGCCAGGAGCCGCCGAGGAGCUGGCAGGCCGAAGGGCGGCCAACGCGAGUGAGGAGCGGGGGCCCGCCAGCACCCCUGAUUAUGGGGAGAAGAAGCUGCCCCAGGCGCUGAUCAUCGGGGUCAAGAAAGGAGGGACGCGCGCGCUCCUUGAGGCUAUCCGCGUCCAUCCGGACGUGAGGGCGGUGGGCGUAGAGCCGCACUUCUUCGACAGGAACUACGAGAAAGGGCUGGAGUGGUACAGAAACGUGAUGCCCAAGACAGUGGAUGGGCAGAUAACCAUGGAAAAGACCCCCAGUUACUUUGUGACAAGUGAGGCUCCCAAGCGCAUUCACUCUAUGGCCAAGGACAUCAAACUCAUUGUGGUGGUACGAAACCCAGUGACCAGGGCCAUUUCUGACUAUACCCAGACACUGUCAAAAAAGCCAGAGAUCCCCACCUUUGAGGUGCUGGCCUUCAAAAAUCGGACCCUGGGGCUCAUUGAUGCCUCCUGGAGUGCCAUUCGCAUUGGGAUCUAUGCUCUACACUUGGAGAACUGGCUGCAGUACUUUCCCCUCUCUCAGAUCCUGUUUGUCAGCGGCGAGCGACUCAUAGUGGACCCCGCAGGGGAGAUGGCCAAAGUACAGGAUUUCCUAGGACUCAAACGUGUUGUGACUGAGAAGCACUUUUACUUCAACAAAACCAAGGGAUUCCCCUGCCUGAAGAAGCCAGAAGACAGCAGUGCCCCAAGAUGUUUGGGCAAGAGCAAAGGUCGGACUCAUCCCCGCAUUGACCCAGAUGUCAUCCAUAGACUUCGGAAAUUCUACAAACCCUUCAACAUGAUGUUUUACCAAAUGACUGGUCAAGAUUUCCAGUGGGAACAGGAAGAGGGUGAUAAGUGAGGCUGACAGUAUGGAGGGAAGGCUAAUGAAUAGCAAGGAUACUCUUUACCGGAGUCCCAAAUCCCCCAGGUUCUGAAGCUUCAGUCAUGCUGGAGUACCAAGUAGAUUGCUAGCCUGCUCCAGUCAAGUUACCUCCAAUAUUACAGGCUUAGGCAGAGGUAGAGAUAUCAUGGCUUCCCUGUGGAGGAAGCAACAGUACCUGGUUGACCAGGUGGCCGCCAGAACCCACCAUGAAUAGUAUCUUCUAUUCAUUAAUAGAGUCUGAAAACAGGAUAAGCAUCUUUCGGUGUCACAGACAGAUGCUAUGUUGAUGAGUGGCAGAAAGAGAGAGAGAGAGAGAGAGAGAGAGAGAGAGAGAGAGAAAGAAAGAAAGAAAGAAAGAAAGAAAGAAAGAAAGAAAGAAAGAAAUGUGUACUUUGCAGGAGCUCUUACUAUAGUCUUGGGAGUCUGGAUUCCAGCCUUGUAUUUAAUCCCUGGUAUGUAGACUUCUGCUCUGGCAUCUCUCCAGAACACUAUUUGUGGAUGAGAGCUCCAAGACCUCCAGGGAGCAAUAUCCUCCUUCCAAGGCCUGUCUAGCCUUCCUAUCAAAGGACUCAUCCCACGACCCUUUGACUUCCUCCCUCCCCACAAUGAAGGCAAAGACAUGCACGUAUGUUCCUCACCAAAAAUAAAUAAAUAAAUAAAUAAAUAAAAUAGCCUACACCCCUGGAGCCUUCUAUCUGAGAGCCAUCCAAGGUGGGUCUCUCUCUCCAUGAGUAUUCUAAAUUACAGAGAAACUUAGCAUACAUCCUCACAUUGGAAUAUGGCCCACAUGAAUGCUCCCAGAACAGGGAGACAGCAUCUGUGUUUUGAGCCCUGAGGUUGGCAAAGAUGAAUGCUUGUAACUGUGGUUUACAGAAAAACGCAGUCCUUUUGGUGGGAGGCCCUUACCUAAAGGUCUUUGUCCUUAGGGAUGGUGGUCCUGAGACCACCAUCUCUGGGGGUUAGACUAUGCCCUAGAGGCAAAGACCGGAGCUUGCUUGUUAGCUGUUCUGAGUAACCCUUCUGGAUGCAGAGAGGAAGGGAGCACUCAAUGUUUUUCUAUUUGUCUCACCACUGCCCCCUCAGGGUCACCUCAUGGUUCAUUUUUCUCUACUCAGAGAUGGCAUUUAUUGGGCCAUUGGCAAGAGAGAAGAUUUUCAGUGUGAAGUGGGUGGGGAGGGCAAGGACUGUCUGCAGACAUCCUUUUCAAGGGCUGCCAAAUAAAGUGUCCCUUCCCAUUAGUAUGGUUCAAUUAAAACACAGAAUUUGACAUAAAGCACUUGUUCGCAGAUCUCCAAAGCCAAGAAUUGUAGUAAAAUUGGAAAUUUGUAUGAGCGGGGAGAGUUGAAUCUGUUCAGCUGUUAUUAAACUGUCAUUUCUCCCGCUAAAUGGAAACUGUGUUGUUAUAAAGCUUAAUGCAA
This is a messenger RNA of Psammomys obesus (fat sand rat), 2792 nucleotides long. It is a transcript of the gene Hs3st4, whose product is annotated as heparan sulfate-glucosamine 3-sulfotransferase 4. The record is from RefSeq and is a predicted model, not a curated record. NCBI's taxonomy places the organism in Eukaryota, Metazoa, Chordata, Mammalia, Rodentia, Muridae. The transcript is spliced from 2 exons. Bases 1 to 1350 code for a protein of 449 amino acids. Gene Ontology annotation, molecular function: [heparan sulfate]-glucosamine 3-sulfotransferase activity.